Molecule: messenger RNA, 2432 nt
Organism: Osmerus eperlanus (European smelt)
Lineage: Eukaryota; Metazoa; Chordata; Actinopteri; Osmeriformes; Osmeridae
Gene: b3gnt7l
Product: UDP-GlcNAc:betaGal beta-1,3-N-acetylglucosaminyltransferase 7, like
Exons: 1
Coding region: 392-1645 (417 amino acids)
Cellular component (GO): Golgi membrane
Molecular function (GO): hexosyltransferase activity; UDP-glycosyltransferase activity
Source: RefSeq, a predicted model, not a curated record
UUGAAACAAGAAACCUGCUGCUCACAGAGCCGAGAAGGGAGGGGGAAGAUCAACGGUAGACCACAGCCUUAACGUUCAAGACUUGUCAACCAGACGUGAGAGCAGAGAUGUUGGAGAAGAACUUGUAAAGCCAUUGAGAGAAGGACGGAUUGUGCCGUUUCAAAAAUGUUUGUAUUUUUGGCUGAACUCUGAAGACGCAGCAUCUUGAUAGCCUACUCAUAUAGAACCCACAAUGUGAUAGCCUACUAAGAUACAUUUACCUGAGACGUGUUUUCACAGACUACAACUGACCUAAAAUGGACAUAAUAACGACACGAAAUUAUGAUAUAUUGUAAAAACGUUCAACGUAAGUCUUUAAGGUUGAUUGUCCUAAAUAUUGUGCACAUGAACUAUGGAUUUUUUUUUUCGGAGAAAGAGGGUGUUAAAAACUCUGUUGAGUUUGUCUCUAGUUUUUGCGUCGUUACUGAUGAUCCAAAAAUUUAAGCUUGUGGAAAACAGCUUUAAGGACAAUGAUGAUAUUGAUACAAAAAUUGGAGACAGAUGGUGGGGAGUAGGCCUACAACGGGAUUUACACAAAGGGAAAGGUGACUUUAGUAAAAGUAGUUUAGGUAACUACUCGCCGUCUGUUUUGGGGGAUGUGGAUGCUCAACGAGUGACAGUCUCCAACGCAACUCCGGCCUCCUGGGAUGUGCAUGUCAUGAAUUGCAGUGAAGAUUCAGACGCCAGGAACCAGGACUGGUUUCGACUUCUGGAUCCUAGGUUCCAUCAGUUUGUUCUGCAUCGACACUGUCGAUACUUCCCCAUGUUGAUAAAUCACCCGGAUAAAUGCAGGGAUGGAGAGGUCCAUUUGCUUAUGGUGGUGAAAUCCGUUAUAGAACAACACGAUAGGCGAGAUGCAGUGCGCAAGACGUGGGGGAAAGAACAGACAGUAAAUGGGAAGAAAAUUAAAACGUUGUUUCUUUUAGGAAGUCCAACAAAUGGGAAAGAUACCAAAAUUCUUCAGAAGUUGAUCGAGUACGAGAACAGGAUUUAUGGAGAUAUACUUCAGUGGGAUUUCAUGGACACCUUUUUCAACCUCACAUUAAAAGAGAUAAAUUUUCUCAAAUGGUUUGAUAUUCACUGCUCAAGUGCCAAGUUCAUAUUCAAAGGAGAUGAUGACGUUUUUGUCAAUACAGACAAUUUAUUGGAACUUAUUAGUUUCAAGAUUGAAGAUCGUAAAGUGCUGAACAUGUUCGUAGGAGACACAAUUUCCAAAGCCAUCCCUAUAAGGAACCGUCAAAGUAAAUACUACAUUCCCAAAGAGCUGUAUGAUAAGCCAUAUCCACCUUAUGUUGGAGGUGGGGGUUUUGUAAUGUCCUCGCAACUAGCUAGGAGACUUUUCGUUGUCUCUGAGGAUUUGGAACUCUACCCAAUUGAUGACGUGUUUUUGGGAAUGUGCCUACAGAAGCUUCACUUGGCUCCAGAAAUGCACCCAGGUUUUAGGACAUUUGGCAUAAUGAAGCGCAGAGUGAGCCCAAUGAACAGCGAACCCUGCUUUUACAAAAACCUCAUCGUUGUUCAUAAACUGAGCCCAGAUGAGUUACUCAGGAUGUGGAGUGUAGUGCAAAAUGAGGACCUUGUUUGCGCUAAGAGAACUGCAAUUUAGGCAAACAGGAGAGUUAAUAUCAUGAAAUACGAUGUGUUGUUCAACAUGUUUGAUUGGAUGUCAAUCAGUAACUGUAAACUCAGUUGCAACAGAGGCAUUGUAAAGAGAAUUGUAUAUAAGAUCAAUUAUUUGGCCAAGUCAACUUUGUUUUUGAUGAAGAGUAUAAUGUUGCAUUUACAACAUUUGUAAAGGCCAACUGCAUGUGAGCAAAUGUCCAAGUGUGAUCACGAAGACAUGCAGGCCAAAUCCCCAAGAAAACAAAUACAUUUAUGUAUGUUGUACAAUAAAAAUAGACCACUUUUAAUAACCAAUAGAUUUUUUAAUAUUUAAUUACAUUGUAAUUCAUAUUUGCAGGGUCAAAUAGUACAUGUUACUUUUAGUGUGAUGUUUGCAAUAAAAUGUAAGUUCAUAAACAAAAUUUAAUGUUUGGAAUACAAUGUACUGAAUGUCAAAUGUAUUCUUGUUUUUCAAUGAGAGCAGAAUAGGUGUAACAUUUGUAAAGUAAACCACAGCAACAGCAACUACUCUGUACAGCUUGAUUUAUUCAAAAUGUUUUUUUACAAAACAAUUGAGAUGGAAAUAUUGUACAAGAAAUACCGAUUUAUAUGCACCUCAAACUAUGCGAGAAAAAACAGUUACAUCCAUGGAAUGAUAUACUAUGUGGAACAAAGCGAAUGAAACAAACUAAUUGUAACUUCAGAUACAAUUAACCAAAUGGUCUUACUGAUGAACACAACUGGAACAAACUGACACAAUACAAUAAAAUUCGAUUGUAUUUUCUGUAAAA